Molecule: messenger RNA, 999 nt
Organism: Chionomys nivalis (European snow vole)
Lineage: Eukaryota; Metazoa; Chordata; Mammalia; Rodentia; Cricetidae
Product: glutathione S-transferase A2-like
Exons: 7
Coding region: 128-805 (225 amino acids)
Biological process (GO): xenobiotic metabolic process; glutathione metabolic process
Cellular component (GO): extracellular exosome; cytosol
Molecular function (GO): glutathione transferase activity
Source: RefSeq, a predicted model, not a curated record
CCAUUGUACCUUCCUGCCUUUCAGGCCCCAACUUUUAAACUCCGCGACUCUGGUCCACCACUCCGCGAAGAUUUCAGGCUGUUGGGGGAGCUCGGAGAAGAGGAAGAGUGAAACCACAGCUGCAGCCAUGGCUGGGAAACCCGUGCUUUACUACUACCAUGCCCGUGGCAAAAUGGAGUGCAUCAGGUGGCUCCUGGCUGCAGCAGGGGUGGAGUUUGAAGAAAAGUUAAUGGAAACUUCAGAAGAUUUGGAAAAGUUAAUAAAAGAUGGGCGUUUGAUGUUUCAACAGCUGCCCAUGGUGGAGAUUGACGGGAUGACGCUGGUACAGAGCAGAGCCAUUCUCAACUACAUCGCCACCAAAUACAACCUCUAUGGGAAGGACGCGAAGGAGAGAGCCCUGAUCGACAUGUAUACAGAGGGGAUUAUAGAUCUCACUGAUAUGAUGCUGAAAGUGGUCACGUGUUUCCCAGACCAAAGAGAAGCCAAGAUCUCCUUGGCAAAAGACAAAGCCAAAAGCCGGUACCUGCCUGCCUUUGAAAGAGUCUUGAAGAGCCAUGGACAAGACUACCUUGUUGGCAACAGGCUGACCAGGGUGGACAUUCACCUGCUGGAAGUUCUCCUCUAUGUUGAAGAGCUUGACUCCAGCCUUCUGGACCCUUUCCCCCUGCUGAAGGCCCUAAAGAGCAGAAUCAGCAGCCUGCCCAAUGUGAAGAAGUUCCUGCAGCCUGGCAGCCAGAGAAAGCCUCCCUAUGAUGAGAAAAUCAUUGAAAAGGCAAAGAAGAUUUUUAAGAUUCAGCAAAGUUGAAUUGACAGAGGCCACAGACACCAGUCUUUGAUGUUUUGCAAAAAUGAGGAGCAAGUGUGGAUGCUGGCUAUUGUGAGAUAAUAAGGAUGAACAAAUGCUAUAUGUGUCUCAUGUGUUCAAAUUAUUGACCUGGGAUUAUGUGCAUCACAUUUGAAGAGUUCAGCAAACAAUCAUCACUACAAAUAAAAACAAAA